CUUUUCCUUAUUCCUCUUUCGCUAAGCUUGAGAAAAUAUGGCCACUGCUGCAGAUCCUCCAUUACCCUCAGACCAUCUAGUGUCGAAUCCUACAUCCCCUAUCGAAGAAAAGACUACUUUACUUGAACAACCUUUCAAAGUGCCUCCUCGAGUUUUGCCCGUCUUCGAACCUCCUGUCGACUGCCUUGAUAACCUUGUAGAAACAAACCCUGCUCCCAUUUACGCCAUUAACGCAGAACAGUAUAACCGCCUGCAAGACACAUACUUCACAACCCCAUUACCAAACGAUAUCCUGUUUCCUUGGCUCCAUGGCGUGGAUGGUCGCUCGUAUCAGCAAUGCCUUUUCUUCGGUAUCCGCCAGUGUUUGGUUCCCGUUCACCGAGGUCUAACCUUGGUGCAUGCCGAUGAAGUAUUCUCUAAUCAGUCUCGCCUGGUGGGUUCGGUUCUUCCAAAUGAGAUUUUGACGCCUGGGGAACACCCGGAUUUUCUUGAUACCACUGAAUCAGAACUGGGCAUCAACCUGAGAAACUUUAGAAUUCAGGUUGCAAGAUACGCCACUAUCAGUGACAUAGUUGUCUAUGGCACAGGUGCCAUCGACGCAGCGAGGAAGAUAGCUGUCGCUCAGAGAAAGAUCAAGGCACAAAGGCAAGAGCAAAUAAAGGCUGCCAAGCAGCAAAACGGAAACAGACCUCUUCCUUCCGUGAACGAUUUGGAUUACCGAACCUUUGUCGUCAUUGAUCCAUUUAACGCUUUUGAGCAUUCAUACCCGGACCUUGUCUGCCUUGAUCAUCAGGGUCAUGCUGCCAAUCGGGUUAACUUUUGGGAACAGGAGCGGGAAGAGAUGUAUGUGCUCACAAAAGCUUCAGAAAUCACAAAAGGUGUAUGGCUCGGAAAUACCCAAGAUGUUCCAUUGAGCUCGGACGACGAGUUAGUCAAUCCUCAUCGAAUCUCAAUAUGCAUUGAAACGCAUGAUUUGGCUGAUAUGCCAUUGCCGUCGACGCUCACUUUAGCCAGAGUCACCCUCAAUGAUCUGCCAAAGGAUCAAUUGCCUGAAGAGCUCAUUCAUCUAGACUGCUAUUCGUCAGGCUCAUCAUUGACCUCUGUCUCAGCAUUCGAUGUGUUUUAUUCUCAAAUGGCUCACCUCUUGGAGUUCAUAGAUGAGCAAGUUACGCAAGGACGCAGGAUUCUUAUUCAUUGUGCCGAUGGCUAUACGGAAACCAGCAUGCUCGCCUUAUCAUGGGUGAUGUACAAAGAAAGGUUAAGACUUCCAGGAGCUUAUCUCCAUCUGCAAGAAUUGAGAAGCUUCUUUGUCUAUUCUAGCGAUGUCGAAAUUCUCAAGCGUGUAGAGAAGAAGAUUUUGGAGCCCACUGAAUGUCGGGAACCCCCACACAAGCGAAAGCGAGAAGAAACUACUGGGCAAGAAGAGAUUGAGCAAUUAAGCAUUGGCGGAGCAGCAGCUCAAGGCAUAUGCAAUAGAAAGCCCAGUAUGGACACCAGUGAGGUUGAUCUCGUCAAGAAGACGAUGGUAGAUGAUGAGGAAGACGAUGAAGUGGAUUUGGUCAGUAGUGAAGACGAGCCAGAAGAUCGUACCGCCGAUCGAAGGCAACUUUUUGAUGAUACCUACAUGAGUCAAGUUCCAAAACACUUGGUCGCCCCGUCAGCUAUGGACACUGAUCAUCAUGACGACGUCGAUGAAGUUAUACCUAUCCUUGAUGCCCAUCGAACAGCACAAGGAGGUGGUACGUCUAGUUUGGAAAACGAACCAGACGAAGUCAAAGCGCAAUACCCAUGGUUCUAUUCUGAGCGAUUUGAGGGCUCUUUUCCUUCUCGUAUAUUACCUUUCUUAUACUUGGGCAAUCUUAAUCACGCCACCAAUCCAAAGGUGCUUAAGGCCCUUGGUAUUACACAUGUUCUCAGUGUUGGCGAGAACGCCAAUUUAGGAGACGAUUUCAAACUCUUAUUGCUGGACAAUCUCUAUGAUGAUGGAAUCGAUUCUCUGUGGGGACACAUUGACGAUUGUAUAAAGCACAUUGAUGAGGCGCGCCUCCAAGGGACAAAGUGUUUGAUUCACUGUCGAGUAGGAGUCAGUCGAAGUGCGACCAUUACUAUCUGUUAUGUCAUGAAACACAUGCACAUGUCUUUGGUUCAAGCUUAUCUUUUUGUUCGGGCACGUCGUCUCAAUGUGAUCAUCCAACCCAACCUUAAAUUCAUGUACGAAUUGUUGCAAUAUGAACAGAGAUUACUGGGCAAGGUUCAGAUAUUCUGGCAGAUACUUAGCAAGGAGAUCCACAGCCUUAAUAUGUGUUAUAGGGAAACUUAAUCAGCAAGAGAGAUUGAUUAUUCAAGAUCCCUUUUUCUUUUGUUUUAUACCCUUCCAAUCCAAUCCUGACUUUACCCCAAGUACUUUUACAAAAAUGAAUAACCAUUUAAAUAUCGGUAGAGCUUUAUG
Umbelopsis ramanniana AG is the source of this 2449-nucleotide messenger RNA. RefSeq lists its product as uncharacterized. Bases 38 to 2320 code for a protein of 760 amino acids. Lineage: Eukaryota; Fungi; Mucoromycota; Umbelopsidomycetes; Umbelopsidales; Umbelopsidaceae. The record is from RefSeq and is a predicted model, not a curated record. Gene Ontology annotation, molecular function: protein tyrosine/serine/threonine phosphatase activity. Gene Ontology annotation, biological process: protein dephosphorylation; nuclear DNA replication. The transcript is spliced from 4 exons.